AUGGUAGAAGCUCACGGUAUCAUCCGAAAGCUUGAACCUCAUGUUAUAGCGAAGAUCGCGGCAGGAGAGGUUCUUGUAAGACCGGCGGCAGCUAUCAAGGAACUUAUAGAAAAUAGUAUAGAUGCUGGUGCAACGACAAUCAAAAUCAAUCUGGCGGCGAACCCUCUAGAGUAUGCUGAAAUAUCAGAUGAUGGUUGUGGAGUAUCGCCAGAAGAUAUGGCUGUCAUAUGCCAGAGGUUUACGACUUCAAAGACACAUGAUAACAUUGAUGGAGUCAAAAGCUUUGGCUUCCGUGGAGAAGCUUUGUCCGCACUCUCACACGUGGCAAAUGUUACGAUAGCAUCGAGAACUGCACAACAUAGCAAAAGGACAGUUAUGCGAUAUAAAGAAGGGGAUCCUAUUGCCGAUGCCGUAGAUGAGGUACCGGGGUCUGUAGGGUUUACAAUAAAGUACCAAAAUCUCUUCUUUAACAUGGAUACGAGAGAGAGAACACUAUCAUCAUCACCUAGUGUAGAAUUCAACUUAUGUCUAGAACUGGUACAAAAGUAUGCAGUCCACUUUCCACAUAUCAACUUCGUGUUCCAUAAAGUUGGAAGUAGUACAAACGAAGUAAACACACAAAGGGACAAAACAAACUACGGAGAUAACGAACAUAUAGAUGAUCUAGAUCAAAAUCAUUUUAAGAGUGUUCACCUUUUCCCACCGGAUGCUAUAGAUACACCGGAACUUAUACAUUAUAGAGAGAAUGUCGAAGAAUAUAGUAAAGAGCAACUCAAAACGGUCAGAAACGCCAUUAAAUCUGUCUACGGCCCAGUUGUGGCAGAUACUUUAUAUGACUUUCAAACGCAUUCUACGGGAAAUGUAUAUUACAAUUGCAAGGGGUUCUUUACCCACCCAAAUCAACCAAAUAGGUGUCAUUCAUUCAUACUAUUUAUCAACAAUCGACUGGUAGACCAUCCAACACUCAGGAAAAACAUAGAUACCAUAUACAAGGAAUUGAUACAUAAAAAACAAAGAAGGUUUGUAUACCUAUCAAUAUACAUGCCCUAUGAAAGAAUCGAUGCCAACGUGCAUCCAUCAAAGGAAAAGGUAUUCUUCCAGCAUCAAGAUCAAAUCAUAGAUGAAAUUGAAAUCAAACUAAAGGAACAAUUACAAAGUAUACUAAAAAUUAAUACAGAUAAUAUGCAAAAUACAUCUGCAUAUACUAAAAUGGAAAAAUUAAGUCAAGAUUCGGAAAAAGAAGGGAAUGCAGCACCCAACCCUAAAAGGGCAACUGAGAUGUCUGACGCUGCGAAAACACGAGCAAAAUGUAGAGUCAGAAAUGAUUAUAAACAAAUGGAUAUAUCAAGUUUUGUAAUACCGACAUAUAUUCAACAAUCGAAUGCUGACUUAGACACAUGUGAUGAAUUCUUCAAUGAAUCGAGAUAUACGGAAUAUGGAGAAACAGAACAAGAUGCGACAGACAUGGGAUCAAGUGCAAGUAAUACACAGCAAGAUGAAGAAACUCAACAAGACUCGGGGCUACCAAAACUAGGUUCUAUUGAAUUCAGUCUCAUGGAUAUCACCGGGGAGGAAACUGGAUUCUCUGAUAUGUGGAACAUACCAUAUGUCAAAAAGUUAAUCAAAGAUUUCGAAUUAGAUAGAGACAAGAAUCUUACAGAGAUCAUAUUGAACUCUGUAUUUGUUGGUGCCGUGGACAAACAGUAUAUCAUAUUGCAACAUGAUACUCACCUAUAUAUGGUCGAUAUUGUCCAAAUUGCGAAAGAGUGCACAUUCCAAUCGAUCAUAUGGAGGAUAGGACAACUACCAAAACUUGUACUUAAUCCACCCAUAUGCCUUAUAGACAUUAUAUCAUUCGCGCUGGCCCGAGAGGAGUAUCAAAAGGAAGAUUCCAAUGGGACACUUGAUAAAACUCUAUUCACGGACCAAGCAAAAGAGAUGGUCGAACAGUUCAACACAUUUUACCUCAAGGAAUAUUUCGGGUUUACAAUCGAAAACAACAUGCUAUGUAGUAUACCGAAGAUCAUAUCAAACUACUUCCCAGGGCAUGAGUAUCUACCAGGACUCAUACUUUCAUUGUUCUCCCUCAAGCUAGUAGACGAGGAAAAGGCAGUUACAGAUAUCGCAAGAGUCAUAUCAGACUACUUAACAUCACCACCGGUCAUAAGUGUCACUACGGAUGAUCCCAACGUUAAUGAAAGCAACUACGAACAUUACCUUUCAAAGGUCCUGCUUGCAGCGGUACAGAGGUUCCCGGACCUUAGUCUCUCCAAAAAUAAAAUUGAUAAGGGGGUUAUCAUAAAACUGGCUGAACAGGAACUACUUUAUCGCAUCUUCGAGCGAUGCUGA
Molecule: messenger RNA, 2349 nt
Organism: Babesia sp. Xinjiang
Lineage: Eukaryota; Apicomplexa; Aconoidasida; Piroplasmida; Babesiidae
Product: DNA mismatch repair protein Mlh1
Exons: 5
Coding region: 1-2349 (782 amino acids)
Biological process (GO): mismatch repair
Cellular component (GO): MutLalpha complex
Molecular function (GO): ATP hydrolysis activity; mismatched DNA binding; ATP-dependent DNA damage sensor activity
Source: RefSeq, a predicted model, not a curated record